Molecule: messenger RNA, 3709 nt
Organism: Bombina bombina (fire-bellied toad)
Lineage: Eukaryota; Metazoa; Chordata; Amphibia; Anura; Bombinatoridae
Gene: KPNA4
Product: karyopherin subunit alpha 4
Exons: 17
Coding region: 229-1917 (562 amino acids)
Biological process (GO): NLS-bearing protein import into nucleus
Cellular component (GO): nucleus; cytoplasm; nucleoplasm
Molecular function (GO): protein binding; nuclear import signal receptor activity
Source: RefSeq, a predicted model, not a curated record
GGAUUCCUGUAGAGGGGGUGGGAUUGUACCUCCCAGUCCGAGGCUUUCUUGUUACCGGCAUUCCGCUCUGGGUUGCGGCUAUCGAGCUUGUUGAAGUUUUCCAGUCUAAUUAACGUGUUACACGUUGUGGGUGUCUUGGUAUAGUUAUCUUUCCUCACAAAACCAGAUUACACAUUCUUCUGUACACCUACUCCGUAGUGGAACUGCAAGAGGCCCGGCGCUUCCAUCAUGGCUGACAACGAUAAACUGGAUAACCAGCGCUUGAAGAAUUUCAAGAACAAAGGACGAGAUUUGGAGAGCAUGAGAAGACAGAGAAAUGAAGUUGUGGUGGAACUGAGAAAGAAUAAAAGAGAUGAGCAUUUGUUAAAAAGAAGAAAUGUCCCACAUGAAGAUAUAUGUGAAGAUUCUGAUGUUGAUGCAGAUUUCAGAGUGCAAAAUACGUCUUUGGAAGCUAUUGUUCAGAAUGCAUCUAGUGAUCACCAGGGUAUUCAACUAAGUGCUGUUCAGGCUGCAAGGAAGGGAGAAGCCAGGGACCCCUUUUCCCCGUCUCCUGUCUUUAUUAAGAUGUUUCCUGUUGAUGACGCCAAUAAAGAUUCAUGGAGCACGGUGCUACAAGUAGGAUUCAUCUCUACUCUGGCUAUGAGAAACAAUUUCCAUGUAGAGGAUAGCUGCUCCUUUCAGGACAAAGCUGGCGGCUUAUUUGAAGAACGUUUGUGGCACAGCUUGGAUGUUGCGCCUGCUCUCAGACUCUACCUACUGGCUACUAAGGAUUUUCGCCAGUCUUCUGCCAUGUUUGUUAGUUUCUCUGGACAGCGUCUAGAUGCUGUGCCACUUUUCUUGAGGUUAUUGCAUUCUCCUCACCAAAAUGUUUGCGAACAGGCUGUAUGGGCAUUGGGUAAUAUUAUUGGUGAUGGUCCCCAAUGCAGAGACUAUGUGAUCAGCCUUGGAGUGGUAAAGCCUCUUCUUUCUUUCAUCAAUCCAUCAAUCCCUAUUACCUUCUUGAGAAAUGUCACGUGGGUAAUGGUUAAUUUGUGUCGCCAUAAAGACCCUCCACCACCUAUGGAGACUAUUCAAGAGAUUCUUCCUGCACUUUGCGUUCUUAUACACCAUACAGAUGUAAAUAUAUUGGUGGACACGGUUUGGGCCCUUUCUUAUUUAACAGAUGCUGGCAAUGAACAAAUUCAGAUGGUCAUCGACUCUGGAAUAGUGACCAACUUGGUGCCUCUGCUAAGCAACCCAGAAGUAAAAGUGCAGACUGCUGCUUUGAGAGCUGUAGGCAACAUCGUUACUGGAACUGAUGAACAGACCCAAGUUGUCCUGAAUUGUGAUGCUCUGUUACAUUUUCCAGCAUUACUUACGCACACCAAGGAAAAAAUUAACAAGGAAGCUGUGUGGUUCUUAUCUAAUAUUACAGCGGGCAAUCAGCAGCAAGUCCAAGAAGUGAUAGAUGCUAAUUUAGUGCCAAUGAUCAUACAUCUUUUGGAUAAGGGCGACUUUGGAACACAGAAAGAAGCUGCAUGGGCUAUAAGCAAUCUUACAAUUAGUGGGAGGAAAGAACAAGUUGCAUACCUUAUUCAGCAGAAUGUAAUCCCUCCUUUCUGUAACCUGCUAACUGUAAAAGAUUCCCAGGUCAUACAAGUGGUGCUGGAUGGAUUAAGCAACAUACUAAAAAUGGCUGAUGAUGAGGCUGAAACAAUAGCCAAUCUUAUAGAAGAGUGUGGAGGUCUUGAAAAAAUUGAACAGCUUCAAAGUCAUGAAAAUGAAGAUAUCUACAAACUGGCUUUUGAAAUCAUUGAUCAAUUUUUCUCAUCAGAUGAUAUUGAUGAAGACUCUAACCUUGUUCCUGAAGCAAUACAGAGUGGAACAUUUGCUUUCAAUUCAUCUGCCAAUGUACCAACUGAAGGUUUCCAGUUUUAGGAAGAAUGGUUGGAAGUUAGGUACAGUGCAGCACUGAAAACUGGUUUGAUCCAUCAAGCUUGGCUCAUGGGAUCUGCUGCUGCAUUAAAUCGGAGAAAGGAAUGUUGGAACUUCAUUUGGAUGGCCGUACAGACCAAAUGAAGUCGAGAUGGCGAGUGGGUGCGAGUGAGAAUGAGUGGCAAUUGUAAUGAAAACUUCACACUGAAUGCUUAUACAGGUUGUGCAGAGGAAAAGGGCUACAGGUCAAAGAUCUUCAGUACCUGAGAGGGAACAUUGACCUAAAGAGCCAAUGUGGAGAAUGCAGUACUAUCUUCAUCAAGCCUUGUAAGCAUUAAAGAAACAUGGGUCGGAUGCCCACAUAAGUCCAAGGAGAAUAAGCCCAGGCCUUGCUAAGAAGCUCCGUAUGAAUGGACGACCGCGAAUGAAUGUCUGGACACACAUUUGUGGAGCCAGGCUCAUUUUAUCAAUAGUGAGGCUAUUCACUCAUGAAGCAGACUCCCAGUCCUGGAGUGGCGUGUGUACGAGAGUAUGGUUGUGGUGCUGUAUGUGAAUGCAUGCAAGCUUGAUUCGCAUUCAGGGGGUUGAUACUAAACCUAGAAAAAUCACAAAUUCAAAGUGUUACCUUACACUGGACGUGGAAACAAAGACCGGUUUGGCAGCAGAUUUUGGUUUACUCCUGCAGCCUGUGUGCUUUCUUUUACUUUACUUUUGUUUAAUUUUAAAUUCUAAUUUACUUGUAUUGCUUUUUUUCCUUCUCAGUUGCUUGUAAAAUGAGGAAACUUAAGAAGGCAACCCUGUGCAUUUGCACCAGACGAGUGUAUGUUAGGCAAAAUGUUCCAUAUCAUCAAAGCAGAUUUGUGUAUAAAUUCUGCAUGGAAACCAGAAUUGUCCCUAAAUAUAGAGUACCCUGCAGUACUAGUUACCAUAUAUAAAAAAGGUAGUAAUCUUAUGAAGUGGUUAAAAACAAGCCAUUCUUUCAUUUUCAAAGAUAACUUGAAUAUAUUUGCAUGUGUAAUCCACAGCAUAGUUUAAUUUUAGAUACAUUUUGUUGAGUCCUGUACAGAUGUUUCAGUUGUGGUAGAAGCUGUGCUGUGUUUCAAUCCUAUGUUUUCAAACUUUGUUUUCUAUGAAAAUGAUAUGGAAACUUCUAAAAUGAAAUUUGGUGCAUAUGUACUGCUUCAUUAAGAUUGUUAGGAGAUGUACAGACUUGAUUCAUGGUUUCAACAUCUUAAAUAUGCCUAAAGAGUUCAAUAGUUUUAGAUUAUUUUUUUUAGAUUUUUUUUUAUCUUAGAUGUGGGCCGCCAUGAACUAUCUAUUUUGAGCCACUUUAGGGAGGUAACAUUUUUUUAAAACUUGCAUUCGUUGUAUGCAAGUGUCUUUUUAAUUGGAAGAAUGCCUCUGUGUGAGGUAAUGUACACUAAAUUAAAGGCGACUAAUUUAUAUAAACACAAACUCUUUAUAAGGUGGCUCAUUGUAGGAAAUGCUGUGCCUUCCCCUUGAGCACAAGUGUUGCAUGAACAAUUUGCUAUUAUAAAACACACAUUAGCCACCAUUAGCAUCAAUAUCUACUUUGUGUUUAAAGUUAACUGGUAAUUCUGAAACACUGUAGAAUGGAUAAAGAUUAUUUUGUGAUCAUAAUUCUUUGUUGAAUUAGAGUAUUUUUGCAGCAUUCCUUGUCAUCUGAAACAUGGUUAAAAUUUAAACUAGAGCAGCAGAAAACUAGCUUGUAAAUUUAUUACUGUAGAAAGCAAGCUAGGCUGUAAUGGGGAAAUAAAGAGUAAACCUUAAACUA